Messenger RNA from Cynara cardunculus var. scolymus (artichoke), 1286 nucleotides. RefSeq names its product dual specificity protein phosphatase 1-like. The record is from RefSeq and is a predicted model, not a curated record. NCBI's taxonomy places the organism in Eukaryota, Viridiplantae, Streptophyta, Magnoliopsida, Asterales, Asteraceae. Gene Ontology annotation, molecular function: protein tyrosine/threonine phosphatase activity; MAP kinase tyrosine/serine/threonine phosphatase activity. The coding region runs from base 381 to 920 and encodes 179 amino acids. The transcript has 6 exons. Gene Ontology annotation, biological process: protein dephosphorylation; negative regulation of MAPK cascade. Gene Ontology annotation, cellular component: cytoplasm.
AUUUUCUUUGUUUUUGAAAACGUGUUGGAGUUGGAGAUGCUCCAGCGGUAAGCGCUUUUUAACCGGAAAGAGAAAGGGCGUCUGAUUUCUUUACAGUUGCACUACCGAACCAUCCAUACAUCUUCGGUCCUUAGGUACGAACAAUUUGGUCUCGUUUUCCUUUUUGAGAAGGAUUAGCGUUCGAACAGGAAUUCACCCUCGAGGGCGCCAUUCGAUACUCGGCUCGAUUGGAGCAGAUGUCUAUUUUACUUCUUCUGCAGAUUGGCUUUCAUUAGAUGCAUUAACCUGCCAUUAGAAGAGCAUCUCAAAACAAUUAUUUGGUCCUGGAAACCCCAUUAACUAGUAGAAAGUUAGAAGACAGUUGCCUCAGAUUUGUUGCAAUGGAUCAAUUCGAUGACCUCUACAAGGAGCGCGUUGCUGCACUUUUGAGAGUGAUUUAUGCAACCAAGUAUGUUAAAGACGAUAAUGUUCCAGCCCAAAUAGAAGAGGGUCUAUAUUUGGGUUCUGUUGGAGCUGCCAAUAACAAGAGCCUUUUGAAAAGCUUGAAUGUUACUCACAUCUUAACUGCUGCCAAUUCACUACCUCCUGCAUAUCCAAAUGAUUUCACUUACAAAAUUGUUGAUGUAUCGGACCGAGAAGAUGUAAAUAUUGCACAGUUCUUCGAUGAGUGUUUCAGUUUCAUAAACGAAGCUAAAAGAAUGGGUGGUGUGUUGGUCCAUUGCUUUGUGGGAAGAUCUAGAAGUGUUACCAUUGUUGUGGCCUAUCUGAUGAAGAAGCAUCGCAUGAGCUUGUCUAAAGCUCUAAACCAUGUGAAAAGUAAACGAAGCAUGGCUGCUCCCAACCACGGUUUCAUGUUGCAGUUGCAUAAUUAUGAAGGAAUUGGGUUGGGUUCCGGUGAGAAGGGAAGUUAUGGUGAGUAGGGAAGUUAUGGUGAGAAGCGUUGAAAGAGAUCUCCACCCUUGGAUCAAUCCUAAUUGAAUGUCAACACCAAUGAGGUGAACCAAGAUGUACCAGAUCAAUUCCUUUCUAAAGUGUAAUUCAUGGGUGAACAUGAGAUUAAAAGUUAUCAAGGGUUCAGAUCUCUUAUUAAGCUUCUUACUAUAACUUCACUUCUCACACGAUCCUUCGUCUGCAGGAGCUUAAGUCGAGAUUUGGUGGAAAGAGUAAAUGGUUCUCGACUUUAUACAUUCAAAGCCAAAAGUGAGAGGAUGUUCAUACUCAUAGUUGGAAAAAGAUAUGGAACUCAUUCUUUAUUACCAAUUAUGUUAAAACGAAUGUCAACCUUA